AUGGAAAACGAUAUGUCGGCGUUAGAUCAGCAGUCAGAGAGCGAGCGCGAGCAAAUCACCCGGCGAAACGCCAAAUCACCGCUUCUGAGUCUCCCCGCGGAGCUCCGCAAUCAGAUCUUCGCACUGGCCCUUACACAGCCCACCAUUGAGAUCUUCUGGUCCGAACCGCACUUGAAGUUCAAGAUUCAUGAGGAUUGUCGGCCAGACUACGUGCGACAACCGCUCAACCUUCUCUUCGUGUGUCGACAAACCCAUGCUGAGACUGCCACUCUUCCCUACAAGCUUAAUACCUUUGCUGUCGAUUUCGUUUACCAGCGUGAUCCUCCGAAGAACUUCCUUUAUCAGAGGACAGUGGAGCAGAGGGAAGUGAUGGGCAGUGUCAGCGAGCGAAAUCCAAAAACUGGAAAAGCUGGAAAGCCUAUGUCCGCAACGAGAUGGAUGGCUUCUAUGGAAGCCGAGGCUUUCGUGCUCUAUACUUGGAAACGAGGUGAGAUGGAGGCUUGA
Messenger RNA from Alternaria metachromatica, 504 nucleotides. RefSeq lists its product as uncharacterized. The transcript has 2 exons. The record is from RefSeq and is a predicted model, not a curated record. The coding region runs from base 1 to 504 and encodes 167 amino acids. Lineage: Eukaryota; Fungi; Ascomycota; Dothideomycetes; Pleosporales; Pleosporaceae.